This is a messenger RNA of Sturnus vulgaris (Common starling), 7974 nucleotides long. It is a transcript of the gene RCBTB2, whose product is annotated as RCC1 and BTB domain containing protein 2. Gene Ontology annotation, molecular function: protein binding. The record is from RefSeq and is a predicted model, not a curated record. Lineage: Eukaryota; Metazoa; Chordata; Aves; Passeriformes; Sturnidae.
UUUCUUAAGUAUUGAAUUUUCAAAAAAUGUAGUGGCUAGAUAUUUAAAAGUAAGGGCUUUUAGCAGUUAUGUACAUAUUAUAAGAUUUAGUAGACAAACAAAGCCAGUAACUUGUCUGAAAUAGCUAGGAUAUAUUUUUCUCCUGUACCUGAUUUACUCAAAUAUGCAGGUUUUUGUAUUUUAUUUUUUGAUGAGAAUACUGUUUUUUCUUUACUUGAUGGCAUUGACAAUGGUUAUUUUUCUGGAGGAAAAUUCUUGCAAGUAGGCAAAUAUGAAUCAUUGCUAAUAUGUUAAAAGUAUACGGACAAGAAUGGUUCUUAAACAGGCUCAAAUUUGUCUGUCUUUAUUUUUGGGAUCCUCGGGUGAAUAUAUACUCUUAAUUCAAUUACAGGUUUUUAGAAAGAACGACUGUGCAGAUACAAUUAUGUGGCACUCAAUAUGUACUUUUAUUAGAAGAGAUGAAUUUGAAUGAAAGAAUAAACUGGCAUGAUUUGAAUCAUCCUGUGUACUCCUGUGGGGUUGCUCAGAAACAAGGUGUCUAUGUUUGCAGAACAAACUGAAAAUGAAGUUGCAGGGUAAUUUUCUUAAAGUUAUAUUUAAGUUAAACAUGUUCUAACUUUUGAGUUGUGAGGACAUGUAACUGAUCUUUGUUAUUGAAAAAUCAAGGCAAAACUGUCGGGAGUCUGGAAAGAAAUGAAGUGGAGCACUUUUUAUUAGUUAACUGAGGUGGUUAGAUUGUAAUGUAUCUUUAUACUAACAAAACUGCUUUUUAUGUGAAACUGUGCUUUUGUCGGCACAGAUGCAGUUGAAGUGAAAUACUAGAACCUGAACAAUCAUGGGUAGCAGUUUUGUAUCAAAUAGCUCGAGGAAAGAAAUACGGAAUUCUACAUUUGUUUAAGCUAGAAAAUUCAGUUAAUAAUUUUUCCCUUGGGGUCUGAGUGUAGGCUAAGGAUAGUCAAGAAGUGGGUAACAUAUGUCAGCAUUGCUAUGGAGUGCUGGAAAUUGAUGCUGCAAAAUUUUGGAUGGCCUCAAUAAUCAGCUUCACAGUAGGACUACUGGCAUACUUGAAAUUAAAUGCUUCAGAACAGUUCAGUAGCACAGGCAAAGGUCUUGAUUUGGGGAUUUGUUUCUUCUUUAAAUAGAGAUAAUGUACACAAAAUCAACUGGUUGCAUUCUUGUUUGAACAAGUAUGUUGAAGAAAAUAAGAAAUCGCUUAACCACAAGAGCUCAGCAAGUUCCCACAUCUCCCUGAAAGUGUAAAGCUUGGUAAAUGGCUGUGUGUGCUUAUUCAGGGCUCUGCUCAGCUGCACAGGCAGAACUGUCUGGUGCCAUUUAGCUCUUGGCUGCUGCUCCAGCUUGGCAUGGAUACGUGGAUAUCCCAUGGGUCCUGUAUCAUAUCUGCCAGCACCGUUUGGUGUCAGGGAUCCCCAAGGUCAUCUCAAAUACCAGUAUUGAUGUGUAGGCAGCUGAAUCAGCCCUUUAGUCUGUUCUAGUUGAAGGGAAUAUAGCUUAGCUACCAGUUGUUUUCAGUUUGGUUGUGUGUUUGAGCCUUAAGCUCAAAGUCACCGUGAAUUUUCCCACAUGAGCUGAAUUCUUCAUUUAAUGUCUCAAACUAGGUGUAUAAAAUACACUCUGUGUGUGUAGGUUUAUGAGUUUUAUUGAAGCUUAUGCUUAACAAUUGUGCAUAUUCAGUAUGGUCGAGCUGCAGCAGUUGUUCAGGUUUUUCUUUUGUUGCAUGAAAAUAAUUCUUGUUUAUUCAGUAGAUUGCAUGUUGAAUCAUUAACAUACAUAAUACUUAACUCAUAUUAAUUUAAUCUAUUUUAUGUAAUCGGAUUAGGUUUUAUGGCAUGAAGUCUUACAUAAGAGAUGUGUCUAGCCGUAAGUUAGGUAGUUUUAUGCAGUCACAUUUGAUACUUGUUUUAAUGUGGUAUUACUCUGAAAAUUAACUCAGUAAAAUGGUAACUUGUUUGUUGAAUGUUAUUCUGCCUAUAGUCAGAAUUUUAGAGAUAUGUAGUUUUAUGUGAGAAGUAAACAUAUUUUUAGCUAUGUCUGAACCAAUAUAUCUCAAAGAAAAUGAUGUGCACAACUUUCAUCAUUGUUCAGUGAAAGAGGCUUGUACAGCUUCAGAGCUGCUUCUCGUUUUUGUAGUUUUCCUGCAAACAGAGUUACGUGGCUUAAUGGUAGGAAAUAAUUUUAGGAUAGUAGAGUUGUGCAUAUUUGUGAAGAAGCAUCUGGUCUGAAAAUCUGUUUCAGUUGAUAAUGUAUGUCACAGAAAUUAUACAGGUAAUUUACAGGUUUGACAAUAUUUUCUGAAGCAGAAUGAAAUUUUUAGCAGCUCUCAGUAAACCUGAAAAGACACAAAUGUUUUUCUAACAUUGGCUUCAGAAUGGAACUGGAAUAAUUGCAUUUGAAGGCUUAAGCCAGAAAUUGGAUUCUCUGAGCUGUGUGCUUUUUCUUUGCUGAAAGAAAUGUCUUAAAGCAUUAUGUCAGGAAGGUUCUCAAUUUAUUUUUACUGCAAUGAAAAGGCAUUGGAGUAUGGUGCUCAUAUCUCUCUUUCCGAUCAAAAUCUGAUUAAUUUUCCUACUUGUUUAAAACAAUCUUUUGUCCAAGAAUGAAUAUUUUAGGUAAGAACACAGAAGAGCAGAGUCUGCCUAACUGAUCACAGUACAGUUGUAUAUAAAAGCAAAACUGAGAGAGCUUUGCAUUUCUUGUUUUCUCACUCCACAGAAGAAGAUAGUUCUAGCUGAAUAUUAAGUGGGCAUAGUUUCAGAAAGUAUUGUUGCAGCAAUAUGAUAUGAUGAUUUUAACCACAGUUCUCUCUCUGCAGGGUGACACAAGCACAAAUCCAUAUGGAGGAUGAACCUCCUCCUCAAGGAGUCAGUGCCAAGGCCUUGGAGGCAACACUGUUGUCAGCCCUGAAGAUGCUGGAUGUUGGGAAAUGGCCCAUUUUUUCUCUCUGUUCCUCAGAAGAGAUCAAGUUAAUUCGUCAAGCCUGUGUCUUUGGUAGUGCUGGUAAUGAAGUAUUGUAUACAACUGAAAAUGAUGAGGUUUUUGUGCUUGGCAUGAACUGCAGUGGCUGUUUGGGAACAGGAGACAUGCAGAGCACUAUAGAGCCAAGGAGGUUAGAUUCCCUGUGUGGCAAAAAGAUAGCCUGCCUGAGUUAUGGAAGUGGCCCUCACGUUGUUCUUGCUACAGAAGAAGGAGAAGUGUACACGUGGGGUCAUAAUGCUUAUAGUCAGCUGGGCAAUGGUACCACAAAUCAUGGUUUUGUUCCCUGUCAAGUCUCUACUAACUUGGUGAACAAGAAAGUCAUUGAGGUUGCCUGUGGCUCUCACCAUUCUAUGGUGUUAACCUCUGAUGGAGAAGUAUACACAUGGGGUUAUAAUAACUCGGGCCAGGUUGGAUCUGGUUCAACAGCAAAUCAGCCAAUUCCUCGAAGGGUUACCAGCUGCCUACAAAAUAAAAUAGUUGUUAAUAUAGCUUGUGGACAGAUGUGCUCUAUGGCUGUGGUGGAAAAUGGAGAGGUCUAUGUCUGGGGGUACAAUGGGAAUGGCCAGCUGGGGCUGGGCAGCAGUGGCAACCAGCCCACGCCGUGCCGGAUCGCAGCCCUGCAGGGCAUUCGUGUGCAGCGGGUUGCCUGUGGCUAUGCACAUACAUUAGUGCUAACAGAUGAAGGUCAGAUAUAUGCCUGGGGAGCCAAUUCAUAUGGCCAGUUAGGUACUGGGAAUAAAAGUAACCAGUCUUACCCUACAACAGUUAUUGUGGAUAAGGACAGAGUUAUCGAGAUCGCCGCCUGCCACUCUGCGCACACGUCGGCGGCCAAGACGCAGAGUGGCCAGGUGUACAUGUGGGGCCAGUGCCGGGGCCAGUCCGUGACCUUCCCCCACCUCACCCACUUUGCCUGCACGGACGAUGUGUUCGCCUGCUUCGCCACCCCUGCUGUCAUGUGGCGCCUGCUCUCCGUAGAGCCUGAUGACCACCUAACAGUAGCCCAGUCACUAAAGAAGGAAUUUGACAACCCUGAAACUGCAGACCUGAAGUUCCUGGUGGAUGGAAAAUACAUUCAUGUCCAUAAAGUUCUUCUCAAAAUUAGGUGUGAACAUUUCCGCUCCAUACUCAAUAAUGAUGAUGAAAUUAUAGAAAUGAGUGAAUUUUCUUACCCUGUUUACCGAGCCUUCCUGGAAUAUCUGUAUACAGACAACAUUAGGCUCCCUCCUGAAGAUGCAAUAGGGCUGCUAGAUUUGGCAACACUGUAUAGAGAAAACAGACUGAAAAAGCUUUGCCAGCAAACGAUCAAACAAGGCAUUUGUGAAGAGAAUGCCAUUGCUCUUCUUUCUGCAGCUGUCAAGUAUGAAGCUCAGGACUUGGAAGAAUUUUGCUUCAGGUUUUGCAUAAACCAUUUGACUGUUGUUACACAAACUCAAGGCUUUGCAGACAUGGACCAUGACCUCCUGAAAAACUUCAUUAGCAAAGCCAGCAGAGUGGGAGCAUUCCGAAAUUGAGUCUGACUACUACCAAGCUGAAGAGCACGUCCUCUUCCCUUCUGGAAAUAAUUUUCCUUUGGAGAACUUCUCCGUGGUCAGAAUGUGCAAUGGUUUGGAAGGAAAGUCUCAGUGUCCAUCAGCUUGGGGAGUGUUUAGAAGUCCACUAACAUGUAGGUUUUGUUGUAAGGAUGGCUGCAGUGUAGAUGUGUGGUGAUUGUUCAUUGCCAACAGCCAGAACUUAACACAAAAAAUCUGAUGUAGUAACUAACUACCCUUUCCCACUCAAAGUCAAGCAAACUAAGCUUCUCAUUAUCUAGUCUGUCUUUUUUAUUUUAAACAGUCUAUGUUUGGAUUUUAUGGGACAGUGACCUGUUUGCUGCUAAAACUUUCAUAGUGUAUUUUUGUCUCAAAACUCCGUUAAUAUGCCAUAGUGGCUUCUUUUUAUAAUCCAGUGAAGGUAUAAACUUGUUUUUCUGGACAUAUGAAAAAAUAACAUAAGUUCUUUAGGAUGAGAGGCUUUCUGAUUUGUAGGAGGGUAUGUCUCACUAGGUGUUUAUUUAUGAGGAGCUUCAGCAGGAUAUUAGAGUUCUGAGUUACCAACACAUCUUAUUAUUUAGCCAGAAUGAAAAGGAUCUCCCUUUCCAUUACACCGGGCAUGGUCCCUGGCACCCCAAUGGAAGCACUCACCAAGUAUGGAUGUGCAUUGUCAUGCUGUGAGUUUUACUGCUAAGAAAACCACCUAGUUACAAACCCAAACAAGAUGUCAAGAAAAGGAAAUCUGCUUGAGGCUUAUUUAUUCCUGUGUUACUGUCUCUCCUCAGACAGAUCAACUUCAGAAAAAUUGAGAAAAAGGUGAUUUUGAAGUGGUAACUUCAAAUUAAUUAAAAUGUACGAGUGAACUGACAUAACAUUCCAGUUGGUGAUAAAGGUAUCUUGUCCAAAUGUGGCAUUUCAGAUCCUCCUGUGGUCAGAGCAGAGAGGUGACCACAGCACUUCCCUUUCAGGGCUGUUCAGGAGAGAGAAGCUGCCCUCUGGACACGCCUCUCUCCCAGCACUGAUCCUCAGUGGCUAAGGCAGAAUAGAUGCUUCAUUCCUAGAUGGCUGAAGUGAGUUAAGGUGAGAAGCCCACCCAGUGCUGCACAGAGGAAGGUUUGCCCUAUUACACAAGAUGUGGAGCUCAUGGAGCAUUUACUUGAAUUUUCUAACAGGUAAUUGUCAAUUAACCCUGAGAAUUUAAGAUUUUGACUGAGUAAAAUGACUUCAAGUGCCUUUUGUAGUAUUUUACGAUUAGGGAAGACAAAAAGCUAGAUCAGUACACUAAUAUAAUUAUAUAAUAGUAGUCAUGCAGCCUUCCUGCAGGUCCCUGCUGUGCCACAGCAUCCUUAAUGAUCUUUUCUAAUCCUCAGAUGUGGUUUCUAAGCACUUAAUUCCCUUAAAUUAUCACAUUCUCAUGUCUAAGGUGGAAAAAUCUGUUCUUUACUAUAUUGAAGGCUCAUUUCUCAAACAAUCCUGUUCUUUGAGGAAGAAUAGGAGGGAGAAGAGCAGCACAUAUUCAGAAAAGGAGUAGUGAGUAGUACCCUCUUCACCUCAGGCCCUGUGCAUGUGGGUGGAAAGGUGAAGAAGGGAAGUAGCAGAAUUUACUUAGGAAGAGGGUGAUGAGCAAGUAUUUUAGAAAAUGCUGUGGUAAAUAUUUACUUGUGUUUCAAAUAUUUGCCUCAGAUUCUCACUAGAAAGAUAUUGGGUCAUCUACUGCUUACAAGCACAUUCUGCCACCCCCUCAGCAAUGAGUACAACUUCCUCCAGCAGCGUUAAGUCCGUUCUUAGCAGCUGUGUCAGUGUUUUGUAUUCAAACAGAAGUGGUCAAAACCUUUCCAAUACCUAAUGCAGAUUCAUCAAAAACACAUCUUUGCUGGGGGAGGAGAUCAGUUUUGUAAAUUUGUGCUGAGAAGCACUUGACACUAGCACACAGGCAGAGGUUACUGCAGACUGAAACAGUGUCAUGCUAGGGCACAACUUUACUGCCAACCCUGUGUGCUCUAGCCCAGCACUGAUCAUACCAAAGCAUAGACACAAGGGAUUCUAUGUAAGCCAAGGCUGCUUAUCCCUGUUAAGCCUAAGAUGCCAGAUCUGCCUGGCAGCACUUCCUUAAAGGUAGCAGUGCACAGAAUGAGGCUGUACAACCACAUCCCAGCCUUGGGGCAGCAGCUGACACUGUCCCACCUGCCCCAGAGCAUCACACUGGCACACAUCCAGUCUCACUGGGAAAUGGAACCAGCUGGGCACCUCCAUCCUGGUACUGGGUUGUCUGUGAUCACUCCAGCUUUCCUAAGGUGUGUAUUAUGAAAAAUCUCUCCACACUUUUCUGUUGUUUUACUCAGAAGAAUCAAACAAAAAACUAUAAAUGUGAAAUGAUGAGGGGUUUUUGCCUCAACAUCUGAUCAGAAGCUUUCUCUGGCUCUCUGGGGACACUACUGCAUGAAAUGAUAGCACUGGAGAGGGGCACCACUCUCCUCCAUUAGCUCAAUUUCAUAACAGUAGUUCAGCAGAGAUUGCAGCUGAAAUGGCAUGCUGCUUGCAACAAGACAUUUUUGGCUUAAUAGAACCAAGUGUCUUUUUUUUCCAAUUUACUUCCUUCCUGCUCAUUAUUUCCGACCAACCGUACACAUUAAAGCCAACUUGCAAUUUCAGAAUAACUGACAAAGCCUAUAAUUUUGAUAAAAAGCAUCUCUGGACUGAAUGAGGAUGAUUCUAAAGGUUCAAUGUGUCAGCACUGGCUUUUAUUCUGUAUCAUCUGACCUGGAUGUGAUAGUGUUACAUUCAUAGAAACAUUUAUUUUUUAAAUUUGUUAAUCUUCAUUGCAUGUGUUGAAAAAAAACACUCCUACUGGCUUAGGUGGUUAAAUGUGGGUGCAUGGAUGUAAAUAUGCUUGAAACCCAAACAUGGGAAAUUUUAGAAGAAAUUAGGGAUGUGUUUUACUGUUGAGAAAUAGUCUGCAACAACCUUUGUUUGUGGAUCUUGCAGGUUAAAUACUUAAUAAAGUACUGUUCUGUUUUAGAAUACCACAGACAAAAGGUAUUUAUUAAAAAGCAAAAAUCUGGUCAAGCAGAAACUGUGUCUGGGGUUUAAAUAAAGAACAAUGUUCUACUUUCCAGAAAGGAGUAUGGAAAGAAAAAGAAAUUACAGGGGUAGGGUCAUUUGAAGGUUUUCCUAAAUUACUGAAGCUAAAAGCCAGCACUGCAUUGUCAUCUAGUACUCACCUAGCUGUAGAGUUUUGUUACAAUGCUUGGUAACUAUGUAAACUGCUGUUUUUAUAUAACCCCAACACUUUCCAUAGACUUUCCUUGUAAAACAAAGCAUUUAUUUGCCCCAAUAGAGGCAGGAUUCAUUGGCCACCACCCAAUGAUGUAGAAAGUUUACACCCUGAACAUAAAUGGUUUUUUUGUUUCUAUACAAACUUGCCAUUAAUAAAAAUGCCAUAAUAUUUAAAACA